AUGGCCUUGCCUUCUACGACCUACCGAUUCAACCGCCUGUCAGACCGGCAUCGACAGAUGAUCACCUUAUUGGCUGGUUCGCUGGUCUCCCAGCUGGGCCAAAGUGACAACCGCGAAACAAUUCGGCGGCGGCUGCGGCUGCGGCAACGGUGGCCAAAGGAACCAAUGGCAAUGAGGCGGGUGCCGGUGCCGCUGCCAAUGUCGGAGCAGGUGCCGCUGCCGCCGUAG
Soboliphyme baturini is the source of this 228-nucleotide messenger RNA. The record is from the annotation of a GenBank genome assembly. Lineage: Eukaryota; Metazoa; Nematoda; Enoplea; Dioctophymatida; Soboliphymatidae.